This is a messenger RNA of Macrosteles quadrilineatus (aster leafhopper), 958 nucleotides long. RefSeq lists its product as uncharacterized. The record is from RefSeq and is a predicted model, not a curated record. The transcript is spliced from 2 exons. The coding region runs from base 124 to 849 and encodes 241 amino acids. Lineage: Eukaryota; Metazoa; Arthropoda; Insecta; Hemiptera; Cicadellidae.
UAGGCGUCAUCUGAAGGAGCACUGGAGGAGAUCUAAGAUUUGGGUAUCUAAUCUUAGACAAGACUACUACAAAUCACGCAACACUGUUUAAACAAUCAUUUGGCCAAUCUCUCCGAUGAAGUCAUGGAUGAAUCAAACAUUUGGAGCAUGUUCAUAGGAGAUCAACUGGAAAACCGAACAAGGAAAAGACAGAGAAUAUGCAUCAAAUGUCAUGGGAUCAUAGCUGAAGAAGCCAUUCUCUCCUCUGAAAACAACUUAGUCCUACUUUGCAAGACCUGUUACGCACCUAAUCAAUGUAAAAACAAACUCUGUAGAGCUAUGGUCACCAUAGAAGACGACCACGGGGACUAUUGUGACUACAGAAGCACCAAGUGUCAACUCGGGUCCUGCUCCUGGGAAGGAUCUUGCCGACAGUUGGUGAAACACUUCAACCAUUGCAUCAAAAGGGCAGAUAUCUAUGAGUUUUCACCUUCGGGAUAUCAUAAAUUUUACAGUGAUAAACCAUUUAACAAAGACUCAGAGUAUACUGGUAUUACUCUCUACGAGUGUAUGGGGAAUUUUAAAUCUCUCAUGUGGAUAAAAUUGAUUUGUAAAGAUGUAAUUACGUUUUCCUGUCAUGCUGUGCUUACAAGGAGGCCUAAGGACGAAGAAGUGUGGUUUAGAGUGAUUUAUAACUCAUAUCUUCGGAAAUAUGAGUUUCAACUGCGACUGGACUUUGACAAAUCAAAACAGUCGUUAGAGCCGACGGACAGCAACAGUAUCCGGAUUUUAAGAAACACUUGGAUGGAUUGGUUAACAAGAGAUAGAAAUGGAGGAUUUGGAUUGUACUUUAGUGUUCAUGGUGAAUGAUAAUAUAUAUCAUUAUUGCAAUAGUUUUAUUAGUGCUUAGUUUUAUUAUAAAUUCUAGGUGAAACCCGUAAAAUUCGACGGUUACUUUCAAGCUUACGCUAAUUGUUAU